UCCGGCCUUGACACUGAGGGCCGCCUCGCAGACACGUAUAUAAGAGGCGCGCGGCACACUGAUCGACAUUCCUCCCUCGACACCACCCGCUGCAACAUGAAAUUGAUCAUCCUCGCCGCUAUCGUGGGCGCGUGCGCCGCGGGUGCGCUGCCGCCGUUCGUCGCGCCUCAGUUCCGCGUAGCGCCCGCGUACUACGCCGACACCAGGCCGCGGGCCUCGCUCGAGAAGAACGCCGCCAUCAUCAGGUCCGACUCGGAGGUCACCGACCAGGGAUUCAGAUACGCUUACGAAACUGAGAAUGGUAUCCAAGCGGACGCGGCGGGAGUAGAGGCGGACGGUAUCCAGUCGGAGGGCGGGUUCUCGUACACGGGCGAUGACGGUCUCGUGUACGCGGUGCGCUACACGGCCGACGCCAACGGGUUCCAGCCACAGGGAGCGCACCUCCCCACGCCGCCGCCCAUCCCUGAAGCCAUCGCCAAGUCGCUGGCCGAGAACGCCAGGGAUGAAGCCGCUGGCGUAUUCGACGACGGGAGCUACCACGACGCGAAGUACAACCCGCUGGUGGAGGCUGCGCGCGCGCAGUACGCGUACCAGCCGGGUAGGUUCGUGCCGCCCUUCCACCGCCGCUACUACAACAAGUACUGAACACGACACACACACGCCUGCUAGUGCCAUUCUACAUCUCUAUAUAUAAGUUUGUACACAGUGAUCUUAAUAAAUGAUUACAUUUUGUA
This is a messenger RNA of Manduca sexta (tobacco hornworm), 734 nucleotides long. RefSeq names its product cuticle protein 3 (gene CPR19). NCBI's taxonomy places the organism in Eukaryota, Metazoa, Arthropoda, Insecta, Lepidoptera, Sphingidae. Gene Ontology annotation, molecular function: structural constituent of chitin-based larval cuticle. The transcript is spliced from 4 exons. The record is from RefSeq and is a predicted model, not a curated record. Gene Ontology annotation, cellular component: chitin-based extracellular matrix. Bases 97 to 645 code for a protein of 182 amino acids.